This is a messenger RNA of Monosiga brevicollis MX1, 3798 nucleotides long. RefSeq lists its product as uncharacterized. The transcript has 8 exons. NCBI's taxonomy places the organism in Eukaryota, Choanoflagellata, Craspedida, Salpingoecidae. The record is from RefSeq and is a predicted model, not a curated record. Gene Ontology annotation, cellular component: Cul4-RING E3 ubiquitin ligase complex. Bases 1 to 3798 code for a protein of 1265 amino acids. Gene Ontology annotation, molecular function: protein binding.
AUGGUCAUGGAGACUUUGACCGGGGAGCAGCAGGCGGGUGCCGCAGAGCCGCCUUUGGGAGCUGAGACCGAGCCGCCGGUGUCAACCCCAACCCCGCAGUUGGGCCAGGUCGUGCGCCUCUUCAUAUCGAGUAGCUUCCGAGACAUGCGGGUCGAACGUCAGAUCCUUGCGCACACAAUCCUCCCCAAGGUCCGGCUCGAGUGUUCAAGGCGCGGCGUGAUUUUUCUCGACAUUGACCUCAAAUGGGGCAUCGAGCAAGACACGCCCCACCACGAAGUGAUUGAGACCUGCCUGCGCCAGGUGGCCCGCUCGCGCCCCUAUAUCUUGGGCAUGAUUGCCCAGCGCUACGGAUCGGUUCCAUCUCAAGUGCAACUCGCUUUGAACAGUCUGAGCGACGAGCUGUCGAUAGCCCAAGACUUUGCUGACUUAAGUUUAACGGAGCUUGAACUCACUGUCGGCUUUUUUAACGUGCCUUCCACGGAACGGCGCGCCGUCCUGCUCUUUCGCGAUCCUGCCUACAGUCGUGAGCAAGCCCAACAGACGACUGAACGAGACGACUUUUUCGACAGCGAUGUUGGCAAGCAACAAAGCUUGGAAUCUCUAGAGCGUCGGCUGCGAGAUGAAGCCUCGCACCACAUUCGGUUGGGCUCUGACCAGUCUGCUCAGCAGGACGAUCUCGCCUCCUGCACCGCGCUUGCGCUUGACUACCAACGGCCCUCCGAUCUCACGGAACACCUAGCUGACUACCUGAUGGCCAUGAUCAAGCGUGACUACCCACUGAUGGAACAUGCCAAUCCCAUCGACCAAGACAACUUUGAGCACCGCAUGUAUGCGCUCACGCGUGAUGCCGUCUUUGCUCCCCUCGAGGACUCUGCCGGUCUUCUCGAAACUCUCGAUACGCGACGCCGUCAGCCUGGCGUCACCAUCGUGCAUGGCCACGUAGGUUCGGGUAAAUCAUCUCUUCUAGCCAAAUGUGCCGUCAAGUGGGACAGUGAGCCCGAGACCGCCGUCCUUUACCAUUUUACAGGCAAAGGCGGCAGCUCAGACAGCCUAUCCAACUUUUCGCGUCGCCUCUUCCACUUUGUGGCCCGCCGCUAUCACGUCAAGCUGGAUGAUUUGGAUUUUGACUUGUCGCUUCAUGCCUGGCACGAACUUCUUGAGCUCGCUCUCAACGACGUACCCCAAUCAUUGAAGAGCCCACUUGUUGUCCUGGUGGACGGCGCCGACGAGUUUAACAAGGUCAAGCAACUCAAUGACUGGUUGCCCUCGAAAAAACUCCUUCACAUGAGCAUCAUCGUCUCCGUCGUCACGCCCCUCCCAAAUGCUGAGCAAAUCCCCGAAGCAACCUGGUCUUCCACAAAGAUGCCACUCAUGACCCGCCGCGAUCGAGAGCAAUUUGCCAAGGCCUUCCUCCAGAAUUAUGGACAAACUCUUCCCUCGCAUCUUAUGAACCAGCUGAUUGACAGCGAGGGUAUUCAAACCCCCCUUCAUUUGCGCACGCUGCUCAACGAGUUUCGCCUGCUGGCCUCGUUUGACACUUUGGAUAAAGUGUUUCAAACCUUGAUCGGCCUGCCCGACGUGGAGUCGUUAUUCAACCAAAUCCUGAUCCGCUGGGAGCAACUGCCCUCGCCAGCUCGUCUGGACAUGCCCCUGAUCACCUGGUCUGAUGACGACGCUCUCCAAAGCUUUGCGGCUGUGUUCCUCAUCUAUAUCGCUGUGGCUGAAAACGGUCUCGAAUUGGAGGAGAUCUUGUCCAUCAUGCACGUACCACCAACUUGGUAUGCAAAGGCCAUGGAUAACUUUGGGCAUAUUUCAACCGUGCUGGCAGCCACCAGUGGUCGCCUCUACUUUGCACACCAGGUCUUCGAAGCUGUCGUGCGUCGCCGCUAUUUUUCCUCUGACGAGUCUACUGAAAACCAUGCCCGCCAAGCCAUCUGUCAAUUUAUGGAGGCAAAACCCCUGACGCGCAGCUGCGAUGAGCUUACUCACCAGUACUUGCAUCUGGAUGAGGAGAAGGCUGUGCGCCAUUUGACGCGUAAGGACGUCCUGCAGCAUUACUUUCGCAGCGAAGCUGAACGCAUCAACUACAUUCGGCUCUGGCAAGCCAUUCCUGUCAAACCUGCUAUCAGUCAAUUGCUAAAGAAUCUCAACUCCGAACUUGCCAAAGUCACGAUCGGCGAGAACCUGCUUCCAAUAGCCUAUUUCAUGCACCAAGUGGGCUGCAUGUGUCUUCAUCAGUCCCAGUUUCCGCUGGCUCAGCGCAUAUUCGCGGCGGGACUCGACCUUCUCUGCGGGCUUCGUCCUGCACAGGACUUGCAAAUCAUCGCGCCAGAGGAACAAACUGAUGAUCUCAGCCCCAGAACAGUGAAGUUCAAUAAGGCAUGGCAGCUCAAGCAUGACGAGGUCCCACCUGUGCCAGACUUUCGUGCCCCGCAACCAGAGGAAGUCCCGAAUCAAUUCGCGAUGCUGCUGGUCAUGCUGCACAGUCUUGCUGAUGUGUGUGACCGCAAAGGGGAGAACGAUCUGAGCACGCAAAUUCUGAGUCGCGAGAUCGAGCUGCGCCGAGCCUAUCUUUCAGAUGAGGAAAGGCGAACCAAUCUUGAGCUUGACGCGGCCUAUUCCUUGCUGGCGUGGACAGCCAGACCUUAUAAGAAGCGAGACCACCAGAAGAACCCGAUCGUGCUACCCUCCAUCAAAGACAGUUUUCUCGUCAACUACUGUGCCAUCUUUGAGGGCGGGCCCAACGAUGCUCGCCUCGUUCCGUCGCAUCUUGUUUGUGUGCCAGAGCUGCAAGACAUGUUUAGGCUGACGGAUCCAAGGGAAGUUGUCGAGCUACUUACCUCUGAUAGAUGGCAGAAACUCAAGGAGAAUCUGGAGCAUGCCGAGCGAAACAAUUCUGUUCCCUAUCGCAACCGCCGCUCGCUGAGCAUGCUCUACUCUCGCCUUGGCGCGAUUUUAGGCGAAUGCGAUGAACGCGACUUGAUCGAGCAAGCCGAGGACCAUUUGAAGCAUUCGAUUGAGAUUGCUCGCUCGUGUUGUGGCCCCCUUCACCCCUCCGUGGCCACUUCGCUCAUGAGUCUGGGAAUGUAUUACAUCAACCGUGCCAAAGGCAUCGUCAGAAAGCGCCCGUCAAAUGCCGCGCUGCCCAGCUCUCCUUCCCUGACCGCGAAUCAGGACCAAGAGCAAGCCAACGCAUUGUUCCGUUCUGCCCUGGUCGUUUGCGAGGAGGCGGCAGAAAUUCGCUCAAACAUUGCAGGGCCGGACAGCAGCGUGACAAUCACAGCCCGAUACCGCGUUUGCGAGAUGAAGUUUGCACUCAAGCAAGACGUUGGAGCCCUGCCAAAGGAACUCGAAUACAUCAUCACAAGGCGCGAAGCCUUAUUUGGUUCCAAGCAUGCAAUAACCAAAGCCGCGCAAGGACUGCUGAAAAAUGUUACAAAGUCUCUAAAAAAUCAGACUGCGGCUGGAGCUGAUGGUCGUUCGCCAUCACGGAAAGACUCGUGGCGUCGUUCUCACCAGGACAAACCCGGCAGCCGCGAAGCUCAAGGGCAUCGCGCUUCAGCCCCGCCGUCCCGUUCAACAAGCGUGGCAUCAAGUGCCAGCUCAGACAAUUGGCGGGAUAAUCCGACGCGCUCCUCAAGCACAGGACACAGCAAGAAUCGUUCGGUCAAGAAUGGACGCAAGAAAGUCGUGCUAAACCGCACCCAGAGCGCACCGGACACACGCAACCAAGCACGGCGCUCUUCCCAAAUAACAUUGCCAGAGCCUCCCAGUGCUGGGUCGGCACCGCCUGAUUAG